Lagopus muta (rock ptarmigan) is the source of this 2948-nucleotide messenger RNA. RefSeq names its product SAM pointed domain containing ETS transcription factor (gene SPDEF). Gene Ontology annotation, cellular component: nucleus. The transcript is spliced from 6 exons. Gene Ontology annotation, molecular function: sequence-specific DNA binding; DNA-binding transcription factor activity, RNA polymerase II-specific. Bases 264 to 1148 code for a protein of 294 amino acids. Gene Ontology annotation, biological process: regulation of transcription by RNA polymerase II; cell differentiation. The record is from RefSeq and is a predicted model, not a curated record. Lineage: Eukaryota; Metazoa; Chordata; Aves; Galliformes; Phasianidae.
CCCAUCGCACACCUCCUCCGUCCCUCAGCCACCUCUCCCUGUGCCCCAUCCGUGCCCCCACCCCAUACGGUGCCCACUGGCAGCCCAUGCUUCGGAGCCGGUGAGCUGGGUGGGUGCUGUGGGGCACCAUCCCCAUUGGGGCACUGCGCUUGGGGCCAUGCCCACCCCAGGCACUGAGCCGAGCGGUGUGGGGUCAGCUCUUCCCACCCACUGCUGGGACCGAUGCUGCUGCUGAGCCCCUUGAAGGUCUGAGCACUGGAAGCAUGGGCAGCCCCAGCCCCCCCAGCACCCCUUUCUGCCUGCACUACUUCGACAUGCUCUACUCGGAGGACGUCGUGUGGGCUGCCAAAGGGAUGGGGGAGACCUCCCAGAGCGGCGUCCCAGGGGGGCGAGGGGAGGUGAAGAAGGAGCCGGAGCAGUGCCCCAUCAUCGACAGCCAAGGUUUGGGGCUGGGGGGCGAUGGGGAGCUGCAGGGGGGGCUGCCCUUGGAGGAGCACUCGCUGGAGCAGAUGCAGAGCAUGGUGGUGGGCGAAGUGCUGAAGGACAUCGAGACGGCGUGCAAGCUGCUCAACAUUGCUGCAGACCCCGCAGACUGGAGCCCUGGCAACGUGCAGAAGUGGAUCCUAUGGACGGAGCAUCAGUACCGACUGCCGCAGCUUGGGAAGUCCUUCCAGGAGCUGUCAGGGAAGGAGCUGUGCGCCAUGUCGGAGGAGCAGUUCUGCCAGCGCUCGCCCGUCUGCGGCGAUGUCCUGCAUGCACACCUGGACAUCUGGAAGUCGGCUGCGUGGAUGAAGGAAAAAGCUGCCCCGGGGGAUGUGAGAUACUGCGGGGGUGACAGCGGAUGGGCGGACGGCGAGGUGGACUCAUCCUGUGCCGGGCAGCCCAUCCACCUCUGGCAGUUCCUGAAGGAGCUGCUGCUGAAACCCCACAACUACGGACGCUUCAUCCGUUGGCUCAACAAGGAGAAAGGGAUCUUCAAGAUCGAGGACUCGGCGCAGGUGGCGCGACUGUGGGGCAUCCGGAAGAACCGCCCAGCCAUGAACUACGACAAACUGAGCCGCUCCAUCCGGCAGUACUACAAGAAGGGCAUCAUCCGCAAACCCGACAUCUCGCAGCGCCUCGUCUACCAGUUUGUGCACCCGCUCUGAGGGACUGAGCCUCGGGGGCGUGGGGGACUCUCACUGCCCUCCACGACCUCAUCAUCGUCUUCCAGCGCUUUAGGACCGUGGUUGGGGUCAUCCCUGUGGACCGUAGGGACCCUUCUGUCCCCAGAGCCCGUACCUGGAGUGGGGAUGAGCUCAGAGAGCAUGGCUUUGUGCCCAGCUCCAGGGCCAGGACAAUGCAUGGUGUGGAUUUAGGGGCUGCAGGCUGCAAAGAGGGACAUGGAAAUGACAGACAAUGUAUUGAGGAGCUGAGGGGGGGCUGCCUGCAGUCUUGGGAUCGAUGGUGAGAGCGUGCUUGAGGUCACCGGGGCUGCAGCUGGGGACCUGCUGUCCCCAUACACUGCCCUCACUUCUCUACAGCCCUGGGCAUCACCAGGACAUGCCUCCCCCAUAGGAGACCCCAAUAACUCUAUGGCAUCACCUGCCCCAGCACAGGGAGCACCCUGCCCUUGUGCCACCACUGGGCUGGGAUUUGGGGUCAUUCCCCCUUUUUGCCAGCAAACCCUUGAGCUGCAACAGAGCUGCCCCGGAUGAACCCCCAGAACAGCUCUUGGAUGUCGGGGAUGGGGCCAUCCAAAUAUGGGGUGCAGUGGUGGGACCCCACUCCAUCCCUUCCUCCUGGGCACGGGAUGGGGAUGGGGAACAAAGCUGGGCUCACGGCACAAACGAGGACAAUGGCCCUGGCUAUGGGUCGGGCACUGCGGCGCCAGGCAUGUUGGCUUCACCCUGUGGGGUGAGCAUAAGGGAGGGGGAGGUGGGAGGGAGCUGGGGCACCCACCCCCAUCUGCUAUGGGUUCACACCACACAGAGACACGAGGCCCCGGGACAGAUGCAUCCCCCAUCCCUCUGCAAAUAUGGGGGGGUCCCACCUCAAAUCCCACCUCAUGGCUGAGGAUGUGCGCUGUGCACAGGGAGGGACUGCACAACGUGGGACCUCAGCUCCCUCAGCAGCCCCCAUUGAGCCGCACCCCCAGCCCUGGGCAUGGGGACCCCCGGAAUCCCCCAGCCCUCAUCCUCAGCACGGUGCUCUCUGCUGGGUUUGGGAUUCCCCUCCGCCUGUCCUGUUCCUUAGAGAAAGAGACACAGCUCUGCCAUUCCCCUCCAGACACAGAACUGGGGGAUGGUGGGAACUGCACAUUUCACAAAGCUCUGGGCCACCCAGCGAUGUCCACCUUGUAUAUUACAGUUGUUAUUUGUUUGAUUUUCUUCAUGGUUUUGCCUGGCGGUGAGUUGUGCUUUAGGUUCAGGUGGAGAGGGCAGAAGGGAGACCUGAAUCCCUGCGAAAAAAAAUGAUUCAUGCUCAUGUUUCUGCCUGUACCUCCACUGAACUGCCCUUGUCCUGCUGCUGCUCUCCGUGGGCACAGGGGCAGCACUGCGGGGUCAGCCCCAAACCCUGCUGCGUACAUAAGGGAAAAUCACUUUUCUCCCCCCCUCUCCCCCUUUCUCCACCCCCAUUGCUCACAGCUGCUGCUGUUUCCCAGGGCUGCUUGGGACAGGGGCUGGUGACCCACAUGUUGCACCUCCCGUGGGUUUGGGUUUGUAGGAAGUCUCUGCACGCCGUGCCAGAACCUCAGGGCUUUCCCACCUCCCACUUUCCCCAGUAUAGCUCAGGAUCCCAUUGCCUUCACUGGGAAUGCUCUCCACCUGGUUUAUCUCAGAUCCCCCUGAGGGCUUUGCAAGGCUUUGCCCCAUGGCUUGGCCCAUCCCACAGGGUGUGCUCCCCUUCCCACAGCCCCCCAGCACGAUCCACAGCUCCCUGUGCCAUUUCCCAGCUGACCCCAAAGG